GUCACUAGAACUGUUGCGCGUUAGCAACGGUCAAGUGGGGUCCAAAGCAAGGCCGGCUGACCUGCUGGACGUCAGAUUGUUUGAGAGACCCCCUGACAGUUGCAUUGUAGCGUUGGAAGAGACAAGACGUGGGACAACACAAUAAUGGGUGUCGUAUGCUCGGUACCUCGGCUCAAGUUUAGAAACAGAAGUGGAUCAGACCUCCGUCUCAGCCAAACCAUGAAGCAGACAGACUACUACAAGCCUCCGUUGUCGGACUUCAAUCCGCAUGAGGUGAAAUCGCCGCGCAUCUACGACGCCGCACCCUCGCCACCCCCGCAGACGUACGAGAAAUCAGGAUAUAUACACGACAUCAAGAAGGCUCCAGACUACGAAGUCCAUCCCAGCUCAAAAGCGGCCGUUGGUGGAGUUAAUAGGAGAGUCAAAAAGACAGAAUCAGCCAGGCAGACAAGACCCCAAUCAUGGCACAACCCUGACGGCAGUCAGACGUCGAAAGAUCCUGGCUUCAAACCUUCCCAAAAUCCUGUAGCCCAGACCCUGCCCCGGACAGCCCCUCAACUACCCCCUCACCAACAGACUGGAUCCCGACUGGGCCCCUCACCUUCAAUGGAUAGCCUAACAGGAAUGCACAAGAGGCCGCUGACUCAUGUCAGCACCCACUCCAUGAGUAACCUGGGUGAUUUCAAGAAUCCGACAGAGCGGGAUUCUGGAUAUGUCAAGAGGCGGGCCUCAGAGUACGAUUACAUCACCUCCAGCAAUUGCGAGCUCAAUAGCAUGGGAAAAGACAAAGACUUUUACUUUGUCAGCGGUGAUAAGAGAGGACCGCUCACGUCUGUCAAUCCCAAUUUGAGGGAUGUCAAAUUGCAGCCAGCUGAGACAUACCCCCAAGUUGCUAUUGCAACACAGUUGAAAUCACAGUUGAAAUCAGCUCAACAAAAAGCUUUCAUUGGCCGCGUGCCAGAUACCAUUACGACUCCUGAAUCACCGCCCCAGACUUACAGCUCUUCCCAAGUCGUAGUACAUAUGCCGCAACGCCAGUUAGCAAGGACAGUUGAGGUGACCAACUCGCAGCAGUGGAGGCCAGAUUCACUAAUAUCUCCCACUUCAGGACAUCCCGUGUACCGAGCCACCACCAGAAUGUCCCCGUCGCCUACGCCGAGUGAAAAACGGGAACCUCCAACACCACCCCAACGUGGUGAUUCAAGAAAUAGAACUCAGCAGAUGAAUGAUCAUAGGCGCAGCAAUAACAAUGGCCUUCCAAGGUCUGUAGUGUCACCCACAGACAUUCCUCAGCUCGGCCCUAAGCAAGAACAAUCAAGACCCAACCACAGGAAAAGUCAUUCAAUGACCGGAGAGCCAGAAUCGUACACCUAUGGUGGAGGACUCCUUCCAUCCAACUUUUCCUCCUCCACAGUGUCACCAGGACAUGGAGAAACUGUUGGAGCAAGGACAUUCCCAGGAAAGGCCAAGAAUGUUGAUUGCCUGUACACCGCAGUGCCUUUGUAUGUGGAUCCUGGAUCUGAUGAUCCUGAUGCGGAUUUCUUUCCCAGAUCAAGUCCCCAGAAUAUACCAGAGAAGCAGCAAAGCUCCGAGUAUCGGCCACAGAGUUCUCCCCCCACCAGAGACGUUGUGGACAGCAUCACUAAGGAUUCUGAUCCUCUUGUUUCAGCAUUGGAGAUGUAUAUGCGGACAGUGGUUGACCAAGAGGAACAGCUGCAGGGAAUUAAUCCAGAAGAUUCAUCAACAGGGUCGGAAUCCCCUGUCCACCAUCCACGCUCUACACUUUACAGUGAUAAUGACAGGCAGCACAGUCAGACUCUGCCCACGUAUGUAGCAAGGAACGAAGAGCCUGAGAGCAGAACUUCAGUUUCCUCCAUGGAUUCCCACUCCAGUAACAGCCACCGGGUGCGGUCUCCCACGAAUCGCUUGUCUUCAGACGAAGAAGAGAACAACAGAAAGAACAGCCAACUCGGGAGUGUAAGCCACCGCAGUUGGAAGAAUCCCAAUGACUUCUCCAGCAAGAAAGCAGUGAGUGAUUCUGAGAAGCAAUGGCACAAGAUAGUGUUAUCUGUUGAGCCCAAGUUGUACGAUAAGUAUCCAAACUCUGAGGUAUCAACCGACCCGAAAAGCGAAGGGCACGUGAGAACUGCCAGUCAGAUUGAUGAGAAGCUCAUCCACGGAAAUGCUCCUGGGAUACGCUCUCCUAUAAGCCCACUUAUGAUGGAGGCUGUCACAUCAAUCGAACCUCCAAAGACUGAAACAAUGACCGAAGCCCAGCAGAAGGACUUCAAAUUCCUGAAGACUGAAGGACGAGAUAGCGGAUAUGAGGUAGAUUCUGAAAACCCCAUCCGGUCCCAGCAGGAAUCUCCUGUCCAAACUAUAACUGAGCCUUUUUCAACAGAUGACUGGAUGAAGAUGCACGCUGCGGAAUCGACAGGGGGCACCUCGAUACUCUCUCAGCUGCAAAAGGAGACUCCCUAUAAUCAGCGGUACACAAAUGGUGAGCCAAUAAUGAAGUCAACAGUCAACCAUGAGACCAAGGUGGAAAUCAAGAUUGACAGACCUUAUGGCAGUCCCACUAAUGAAAGGAGCAGGAAGUCGCCAACCAGAUCAGAUACAAGUACUACCCAGGCCAGGAACUCGAGACCCCAGCCUUUCUGUCCACCAAAGAGCAGAGAUGACUUCAUGAAGGACAUGAAGAGUCCAACCAGUCAGGCCUCUAACGAUGAAAGGAGUACCUUCUUUGGGAGCCAGCCACAGCUGAGCAGACCAUCAGGUAGUGACAAAUCCAGCCGUCACUACCACAGCAGCUCUCUGGAUCUAGACACUAAAGCAACUGGUGCUCAGCUCCUCACCCAAUCCAGCUUCCCUCCUUGGAGGCCACCAGAAGCAAGUGACGAUUCCGUAUCCAAUGUGUCACACACAAGGAGUCAUUCCUACAGUGGAGGGGGCUACCCAAGCUAUUCAGGACCAUCUGAGCCGCGAUUCAGCCGAAUCGAUGAAGAGCAAGGUGGAGAGUCAUCCGAGUCAGCUUCCAGUUCGCACCCGACUAUCAGACCUGAACAGAGAUCAGUCAGUGGUUCUUUCAGAUCACAAGGAAGCUAUGGAGGUGACACCAAAGGUCACAGACAUGGCACUUCUGAUCCAAAUAGUGGUGAUCCUCCAACCCGACAGGCAUCACUUGAAUCAAGGGGAAAGUACCCACAAGGAGACACUGACUAUUGGCACAGUAAAUCUAAAUCAGACUCUGAGCGGCAUCGUAGGAGGUCAGCAACUGACCAGUCGCAUAAGAAUUCAGAUCCUGGUGGUGCUUACAGCAAAUCACAUAUCAAAGAAGCUUUGGCUGGAUUUUAUGUGAGUAAGAGAGGUCCCAUGCGUUCAGAGGGGAGUGACUUUGGGUCCAAUCAGGGCACAAUCUCUGGUUACGAAUCCAUGGUGUCUCUGGAUCAAUCAUCUCUGUAUUCCUCAUUGUCCUCACUGCACGGGAGGCAGGGCUGGGGUAUGGACACCGGUGGACACUCACAGGAGUCAUCAUUCUCCAGCCAGAUCUCACAUGGCCACAGAGACUCCGGGAUUGUGUCUCCAUCUGAGUCCUCAUGGUGCCCACCUUCCCCCAACACAUCUCCACCUGGCGCAAUGGACCACAGACUGCGAACUCAGCACAGGACCUUGGGACAAGACUACAACCACCAACGUGCUGCCAGUGAUAGCGUCCAGCGUACUGGAAGAGGCCGCGACACAAAUAGCCUCGGAAGAAGCUCUCGCUCCAUGUCUGACGAAAACCGGCCAGCAAAGAAUUUGGGCCGCUCGCCCUCCAUGAACCAUCCCAGCAGGCCACGGCCCCAGAGCUACCACGAAGAAUUCAAAAGCCGAGAUGGCCCUGGGAGGGGCUUGAGCCGGACUGAGACGUUCUCCUUGGGCCAGGGACGCAGUGGGACUCCCGCCAGACACGCCCCCAGUUCUUCAGCAACUUUGCCAGCUGGGGGCUAUCACAGCAAUGGUGUUAGACCAUACUAUCAGUCCCAACCCAUCAAAGCAGGGUCUCCUAGUGCCAAAAGCCAGAGGUCGCCAGAGACUGAGAACGUUGAUGACAUGCCUCCUGAGCUACCCCCUAAGCAGGUGACACACAAAUCUUACAAGAUCAAGGAAGCUCACCUGAAGACGAUAGCCAAGGUGGAUUCCAGACACCUGCAGGAGGAAGAGACAGGGAGCCGGACUCGUGACAGUGAACGGGAGAGGAAGAACUCAGCACCGGCUCGGUCCGUCUUCAGCUUCUCGCCUACCCACAUGGAACAGCACAGGUACCCAUCUCCGAAGACAUCCCCUACCUUAUCAAGCAAGGACUCGUCGCCAACCACUCAAGCCCCAACGAGACCAAGAACGAGGACUUCUCCCAGCAUCUCCACGACUGUUCACGACACAUCGCCAGCCCAACUGGCCAAGGCAAGGUCCUCGCCUACCCUAGGCCACAAGGAGGCUUCGCCGACCCAUCAAGUGACCACAAGACCAAGAACGAAGACUUCUCCCUUGCCUGUCAGCAAGGAGACGUCCGUGACUCGCCAAGCGGUACAGAAGAACAGGUCCUCUCCUCCCCCGUCGUCCGGCAAGGAGAGGUCCCCAACUCACACAGCAGAACGGAGGAACAGGUCCCCUCCCUUGCCGCCCAGCAAGGAAGCAUCCCCGACCCACCCGGCGGAAUCCAGAACUAGGAUCUCACCGACUCCGUCUACCACAUCCUCGACUCAGUCAUCUACACCGAGAGCAAGGACCUCCCCUCCCCCGCUUACCAGAAAGGAUUCACCUCCUACCUAUCAAUCCCCACCCGCACUGCGGCCGAGGACCGACAGCUUUGUCUUGCCCCCUCCUCCAACCCCUCCUGCUGUGCCUGUUCCGGAGGACGUGGAGCUACCGUCACCCCCUCCAGAGGUACUUCUAGACUACCCCAUCACCCAGCAGGAGGACAAGCCAGUGUUUGAAGAGCAAGUUCCCAGGAGGAAUGAGUUCUCAACCCAUGCUGCAGUAAGCCUUCCACAGUCGCAACCAGGCCACGCCUCUCCCUCUGCCUCACCUCGCACAUCCAGCCCUGACUCGCCGGUAUCGGCUGAGGCAAGGCUGCAAGCAUUCACUGAACCUCCCAUCGACCCAGAGGUCAGGCCGAGGUCGGAGACACCCAAGAGUGAGGUCACACUGUCCCCGAUCAUCGACUCGCGUGCUGAGGAAACGGCACCUGAUAGCAGCGUCGACGUCCCUGAUAGCAGAGUAGACAGGAGUGGAACGCCAUCGCCACAAUCACGAUUCAGCCCCGUCAACCGGCGGCCCGCACUUGACCUGGGCCUGGACGAUGAAGCCAAGCCCAUCGAGGUUAUUGAGAUCGUCCACACCCCAACCCUCUCGCCAAAGCGCGGCCAGCGUGACCCGCCAGGGGAUGCCCAGGAACACUCCGAGGAUCCACUAGUUGACUGGGUCCUGAACUCGGUCAACCCCCAGGACUCUGCUCUCAGAGAGUUGUACAAGUUCCCCGAAGAGCCCCUCAUGCUGGGCUCACUGGCUGACAGGAGGAUGCCACAGGAGAAGAAGGAAGAGGCACAGACGCCUAAGAGAUCUGAGUGCGAUGUCAAGUCGCUGACUCACGCCCUGUCCAGCUCCAUGUAUCUCCAGAUAUCGCCAGCCAAGGCCUUGCUACUGACACGAGCCAAGAGCAUCAGUAGUAGCGACCUGCUCCGGGGAGACAGCAAAGAGCUUCAGAAAACUAAGGAGGAGCUUAUCAGCCGAUUGGCCCAGAAAGUCGAUCUGAGAAAGGAGAAAGAAGAACUCCUGAAGGAGAUCAGCAUCAUCGAAGACCUUGGCAGGCAAGUCACAGAGAAUGUGAGGAAAUCCUGCAAGCCCAGCUCCUUGGACAAGUACCUGAUGUACGUGGGCGACGCGGACCGGGUCACUAAGCUGCUUCUCUCGCUGUCCCGCCGUCUGGCCAAGGUGAACAGCGUGUUGAACAGCCUGGAAGGCAUUGACGAGGAAGAACAAAAGCCCGAUCUUCAGAAGAUGCACAAAGAUUUGACCAGCAAGUACGCGGACGCCGAGGGGCUGAAGAAGAGCAUCGACGCCCGGCACGUCCAGAUCAGCAGCAUGCUGCAGGACCACCUCAGUGCCGAGGAGUACGAGGACUUCUGCUACUUUAUGCUCCAUCGACCCAAGCUCCGCAUCAUGGCCCAGGAGCUGGACGACCGGAUAUCAUUGGGCGAUGAGCAGCUGCAGGCGCUCAAGGACAGUCUGAAGGGGGAGGCUUGCCAGGCCGAGGGCUCGCUGUGUGGUGCUGCCCAGGCUAGCUGAUCACACUGAUGGUGGUUUCGGCGGUUACGCUUGCCCGGUUGGGAUCGGCUGCCCUUGUGACUUGCUAGAGAAACUGAUUGUGCAUCUGAGAUGAUUCUGCGAAAACCUGACACUUUGAGUUACAUUUGCAAGACUACUGUGACAGGCGGCACUUUGCUGUUGAAAUAUACCUUGGUCUGAAUGUCACGAUACGAGGCAGACAGAAAUGCACAUGCGGAGUCACUGUGUGGUGUGGAAUGGUUAUCAGUGGGUCUGCCGUUUGCGGACUGGCCUCUCGAAUGAUGAGAUUCUGUCGUGGCAAAACAAACGCUAGCAAAGCAUCAACUGAGCCGCCUGGAUGCAUACUUUUUUUGGCAUUGUAGAUAUUCCAUUGCGGGCGUCAGACAAAAUAUUGCUGUGAACAUUUAUCAUUCCAAAAAUGUGCGGUGCUCGGAGGCAGUACUGAACAAAUAUUACAAUGCUGCUCUUUGUUACUUAAUGUGAUUGACCGUAAUUAAGUAAAGCGCCCUCUGGUGGCACUUGACUGCAAGGCGAACACCUAAACUACUUUCUGCUUGACAAUUAGCGUGAGUGGCAUAUGUAGCUUUUACAGUAAAACUUUAUAAAUGUUGAUAUAAAAAAAACAAAGUUGAUAAGGUGUGAUUAAAAAAAAAUGGGUAAAAUUCCCCCAUUGCUCUAGAGGCGCUUUAGAUGAUGAUUGUAUUUUGUAAGUGUGUGCAAAGUGUGUCAAAGCCUUGCCAAUUUUUUUUUUCUCAAACUUUUGCACAAAAAAAAAAAUCGCUUUUUUUAGGUUCUACUUAUCUGGUGCCUGAAGACCGUCGUGUUUCUCUUAACGUCGUGUUUCUCUGUUGCUUAACUGCUCUCAUGCUGUUCCGGGCAUUGUGUGAUUUUGGGUGGCUUUUUUUUUUUUUUUUUUUUUUUUCACUCUGUGUUGCAUGUUGCUAAGAAGCAAUUUUGUACAAGUUUGUCUGUUCAGCUCUUGUGCCAAGCACUGCACUUCUAAUGCAACAUCAGAAAGUACCACGGAUAGAUACCUAAUUUGUAGAUUAUCACUAGUUUUGUUGAUGCUUCUUACCGCUGUCAUAUUUCAUUCUAAAUCACUGUAAAUUUCGAUGUUGCAAACGUUCAUCAAGAAUCAUAUUUAUGUGAAAUACUAGCAGACCGCAUUGGAUAUGCGGUUAAUUUGAUUUUGUGUUGUUGCCUGAAACGCUUGUAGAUAAAAUUUCACUUUUUUGGACUGUAUAUUAUUGAUGAAGGUAUCGCUCGCCUUUCGGUAUGUAUAUUAGCAUGUAUAUCUGCGUUAACGUGUUCCGUGCGUCGUCCGUAAUCAUAUCCCUUUGGCCAUUUUACAGGAAUUUUGUGAACAGGGUGUGUCUGUGUGUGUGUGCAUUAUGUGAUAAUCAUUCCUCGCUUCGUGUAUAUGGGCAUGCAUAUCCUCUUUUCUGUUAGCUUAACUUUAAGGUUGCUAAGACAAAUUUGCUGGCACCAAAAAAAAACCCACAUACCAGCCAAAACGGUCUCGGCUGACAUGCAUUUGUUAAGCAAUUUUGAUUUCUCCUGGGUUAAUUUUUUUACAGAGUCAGUAGGGAUGGAAAUCUGCUUAUACACAAUAUAACUGUUUUACUAAAUCAUUAAUAAACUCAUAAAACAAAUUUUGGCUUGGUAAUCCAUUCAAGUUACAUAGUAAGUAAAAGCUUUUUGUGCUUGGGGAAUUUGAGAUAAGCAGGUUUUAAAUUUUUUUUUCCCUCAGCACCACUGUCGCAGUCACCAUUAUCUGCUUACAGGUUCAAGGAGGCUUAGCAUGAAUAAUGUGCUAAGUUGUAAAAUACAUUUCUAUGAUGUUAAUACAAAAGUUUCAAAUCAUUGCUUUCAUGAAUGUUUUUCAAAAGCAUGUUCACCAUACUAAAAAAAGGAAUGGUACAUUUUAAGAGAGUUAAAUGUUCCCUAAAUCCCUGAAUGAUUGUUAGUAUACAAGAUUCUGCACGUUUACUUUAAGGAAAUUUUGUAUUUAUUCCUAUAAUAGGCUAUGCACCAAAAUUCCUUCUUCUUUUUUAAGAGGCUGACCCAACACAUUUGCUUUCUCACUCUUUUUAAACUAAAAUUCGUAAAAAAAAAAUUAAAUUGAAACUUUUUUACACUAGAGGUUUGCAAAUAAGAAUCGUAAAUGUAUUUUAAUGAGUAAUUUAUUCUCAACAUUAAGUAUAGAAAUCACAACCAAAGAUUACUUAUCUUGCAAUUGCUAAAACUUUUAAUGUUUUUUUUUUAUAUAAGACCUAAACUUUGAAGGAAAAAAAAAGAUCAAUGACAUAAUGAUGCUUUGGAUUAAAAUCACAUAUGGAUGUAUAUAACUAGUGUUUAUAUUUAAAAUAUAAGUGAUUUUUUUUCGGUUUGAAUCAGUAGAACAGACAAACUUGGGGAGUUUUUUCCCUGCAUUUUUAAAACAAUUCAAAUAUAGGUGCUCUUGCCACAUAAAACGGCCGUAGUACGAGAUAAAUGUGACAUCCUUGUCAAUACAGUGUUGACUGUGAAUAUACGUUACUUUUUGUUCGACGUUACUUUUUGUUUUACAAUUAUUUUAAGCAGUACUGUAUCUUUCCGAUUGGAACUGAAAACCUGAUCUGUGAUAAUAUGUGAAAAUCGGGAACAAAUGUGGGAAGAUACCUUUCAGUGGGGACAAAAAGGGAAAAUUGAAAGGUUUUUGAAAGCUGUUCACUGGUACUCAUGUUGGUACUCAUGUUCACUGGUACCUUGUUUACCCAACAUGUACCAGUUUCAUGUAUUGGAAUGAACUUUUAAGUGCCAAAUAUCUAUUUCAUUUUUCUUAAGAUUCUAAACUUGCAAUCCAAUUUCCAUCUAAUUAAUGACGAUUUUAAGAUUGAGGUUACUUUACACCAACGGGUUUGCCUCUGGCUUUUGUUUAAUCCAGGCUCUGGGUUUACGAUAUUUAAUCAUCCCCCGAAUUUGAAGACUCUGGAUCAAUCUGUGUAUAUGUCAAUAUUUCUGCAUUUGAAAUGUCAAAUCCAAUAGUUUUAGGCCGUGAAAUGUUAUCAAAGUAACAUUUGGCUUGAUUUAUUAAAAUUUUCUAAAUGAUUCUGGAGCCAGAUAAUAGCAGAGCCAGAGACAAAACCGUGGCUUGUUAAAGAGUCUUUUCAUUAAAAAAAAGUUUCUUUAAUCACGUUGACAACAUAAAAUGGCUUUACGUGUACAUGCAACUACUUUUGUUCUCUAGAUUGGCGAUUAAUUGAUCUUUUUUCCCCCUAAGUUAUUAGUUUCAAGUUGAAUGCCACCAUGAACAAUGUAACUUUCUUGAUAUGGUGCAAUAGACAAAAAAAAUGUUAAAUUUUUUUUUUGAGGGAUUGAAAGAUAUAUGAGUAAACUGCACACACUUGACUAGUAGUUGUCAUUAGAAAAUAGAUAUAAAACAGUUAUACAACACAAUCAGUGUAUGGUAUUGAGGCUGUGUGUCGAGUCUGGAUGCCGUAAACUUCGUCAGAUACCCUUUGCUUUUUGAGAUAAAACCUAGGAUUUUCUUCUUUUCAUUGACGUGGAUUUUUUAACGCAAAAGUCUCAAUGUUUUAAAAGAUUGUAAUUUCAUAGCUGGCUUUAUAUUUAUUAAAGCUUGCUGACACUGAUGUAGCUCAGUUUUAGUAUUUAAGAUAAUUAGAAAAUGUGAGAGCUAUCCAAAAUUCAGAAAGCUUUUUGUAAGGAAAAAGGGGGUAAGUUUAAACUUAGGGAAAGACUUUGAAAUAAUAUCACUGUACUGAAUUUUCCGGUACAAGUACUGUAAAUAUCAUUUCCCAAAAUUGUAUAUUUUUGUGAAUAGGAAAACAAAGCAAAACGAAAAAAACACUUAUGAAGUGUCAUAAUAACAAUUUUUUAAUUAUUAAAUACAUGAAGUAGUUUUGAAGAGGAAAAACGUAAAUCACAGAAAUGGUAACUUUGAUAGAUUUGGGGCAGUUUUUGAGGGAAACUUUGCUGUUUAUUGCUACCUGUUAUUACAUAAAUAGCGUGUAGUAUAUAUAACAAAACACUUUGGAAUUUGUUUUUGUUGAAGCGUUGUGCUUUUAUUAUGGGAUAGAUCCAGUGUUGGGCUGAGCCGGGCACCAGUUAAAAAGGCAGCCGGUUCUGGACGCAGUGCUUAUUACCCUUUGUGCAGUUUUACGCCUAGUAAUGAUUUUUGAGUUUACAAAUAAAGAACUAAAAGAGCUAGGUUGAUAUAUACGAA
Patiria miniata (bat star) is the source of this 10552-nucleotide messenger RNA. RefSeq names its product mucin-12-like. NCBI's taxonomy places the organism in Eukaryota, Metazoa, Echinodermata, Asteroidea, Valvatida, Asterinidae. Gene Ontology annotation, biological process: actin filament organization. The record is from RefSeq and is a predicted model, not a curated record. Gene Ontology annotation, molecular function: actin filament binding. Gene Ontology annotation, cellular component: cortical actin cytoskeleton; apical plasma membrane; apical junction complex.